CCUACUGUAUACACACACUCACAUACCUGAGCCAAUACACAAAUUGCUUGUACACCUGGACAGGAUCUGUGCAGUCGCACACAGGUGGUUAUCUUGAAGGUCAUCUACUCAGAAUCUUCACCUGGUGUAUGUGACUUGUGCCCCUAUCUGGAGGGGGUACCAAUGUGGGCAAAGCAUGGAAGUGGACGAGAGUGGGGACCUACUGGAUCUCAGUUUCUUGACAGGGGAGGAGCAAAGAGUCAUAAUUCAAGUUCUAGAGCGAGACACAGAACUAAAGGAGAAAGAUGAACAGCGGGUGCGGAAGCUACGGUCAUCUCUUUCAGAUCCUCGUGCACUGAAACAAUUUUCUGGGGAUUGGUUCAAUGAUGUGAGGACAACACGUCCUUGGGGUCAAGUAGGUGGGGUUGAUAUUGUGAGGGCCUCAAUCAGGAGGAAGAAGAAGACCAGAGGUGAAUGGGACCAAAACUGGGGUCUGGAAGAACUAAACGGGGAUUAUGACAGUGAGGAUCCUGAUGAGGACGAGUCUGUACUAAGGUUAUCCAGCAACCCUUCCCCACAACAGUCCCAUGAUGACAUACAGGAUGGUUACAGUUCUAAAGAGGAAGACAGACCAGACCUUAUUCCUAUCCGUCGUCAUAUCCCUAGUGUUGGAGAAAUGGAGAUGGAAGAGAUAAACUUAUCACCAGUUGCUCUUACAAGAGAGGAAAAUCAUACUGAGGAUCUGUCUAUCAUGACGGGCCCUGGAGGUAAAGGACAUAGGAGUCUCAACAACAGCCCAUCAGUGCCAACUCUGGGCAAUAAAUCUCUCUCGGGCAGCAUGAUGAGCCUGUUCAGUGCAGGGGAUUUCCGUUCACUAGAGGUCCAAGGCUGGAUCCAGUUUUCUCUUCAAUACGAUACACCCAAGAAGGAGCUGAGAGUCUUGAUUAUACAAUGCAGGGACCUAACAGCAGCACAUAACCAAACUUCUAACCCGUAUGUGAAAUGUUAUUUACUCCCUGACAAAUCUGUACAAGGCAAGAGGAAAACAAAGGUGAAAAAAAAGACUCUGGAUCCUCUCUUCAAUGAAACUCUUAAGUACAAGCUUGACAGAUCAGAGCUACAAAGCCGUUUUCUAAACCUGUCUGUGUGGCAUCGGGGAUCACUAGCAAAAAACAUUUUCUUGGGAGAAGUAGAACUGGAUUUUGCAACCUGGGACUGGAGCCAAAUUCAGCCAGCCUGGCACAACUUACAGCCACGGACUCCACUUUCACCAGACUUUUUGUAUAGUCGAGGAAGGCUCAAUUUCGCUGUCAAAUUCAACCCAAAGGGUGCUGACGGUUUAGGGCUUCCACCCACAGGAGAGCUCCACAUUUGGGUGAAGGAGGCUCAGCAGCUGGUUCCCCAUAAAGCUGGGAAUGUCAGUUCUUACGUAAAAUGUUGUGUUCUCCCAGAUGACAGUCCAUCCAGUAUUCAGCGCACACGAGUGAUCCCACGUAGCUUACGACCUAUAUACAAUCACACUAUGGUAUAUGAUGGUUUCCGCAUAGAGGACCUGACUGAAGCUUGUGUGGAAUUCAGAGUUUGGGAUCAGGGAACUAUGUCUAGUCGACCAAUGGGAGGAAUUCGUCUCAGCACUGGUCGAGGAAGCAGUUAUAAUGUUCCUGUCAGCUGGAUGGAUUCUACAGAACAGGAAAAGACAUUCUGGGAGACGGUUAUAAAAAAUCCAGGAGAAUGGACAGAAGUGACACUGCCGUUAAGACAGAAUCUGACCCCACGCUGAUCUCCAGGAGGUCCCCAAGAUCCCGCUUAGACGCCAGUAGACAAAUUUUGCCCAACAAUGAGCGAGCAAUAUGGCUUUUGUCAAAUUUUGAAAAUAUCAUACUAUGCUAUGGACGUUAUCCUGGAAAAGAACUAAAUUAAAAUUUCAGACAUUAUUUAAGAAUACUAGCUUACCUAGAAAUUAUGUAACCCCAUUAAGUCACGUAAAUAUCUUUGCUAAUGUCCAAGACAGAAGGAAAAACUCACACUUACUUCAGAAACAUUGCACAUGGGAAAAACUAUUAAAAAAAGCCUGAGGGGGUGCUUCAGAGGUGGACGCUAAUAAACCAUUGGGAGAGUGCAUCCGAGACACAAUGCACAUGUGUCCCGAUGUUUACUGCCAAGGACGCAGAUCAGAGUUGUAUGGGGAUCCAUGCAAUUUCGAAGGGCGUCCCUGGGCGGUGUCAGGGGUGUGUGGCUAACAGCAUAGGGUGUGUCAGUGUCAGUGGUGCAAGUAGAAAAAAUGUCUUAAACGCGCACACCAAAAACUGGAUGUGGCCAAGUGCCACAUGGGGCGUGGCCAAUGAAAAUGGGGGCGUGAUACACAUAUGGGGGAGGGACAGAUACACAUAUGACCCCAAUAGUGCCAGAUACACGUUGCCCCACAGUGCCAGAUAUACAUUGCCCCACAGUGACAGAUACCCAUUGCCUCACAGUGCCAGAUACACAUUGCCCCACAGUGCCAGAUACCCAUUGCCUCACAGUGCCAGAUACACAUUGCCCCACAGUGCCAGAUACACAAAUGCCCCCAGAGUGCCAGAUACCCAUUGCCUCGCAGUGCCAGAUACACAUUGCCCCACAGUGCCAGAUACACAAAUGCCCCCACAGUGUCAGAUAGACAUUGCCUCCCAGUGGCAGAUACACAAAUGCCCCCACAGUGCCAGAUAUGCCCCCAGUGCCAGAUACAGAAAUGCCCCCAGUGCCAAGGUACACCAAAGGCGCGCACACAAAAAAUGGGUGUGGUCAAAUGCCACAUGGGGCGUGGCCAAUGAAAAUGGGGGCAUGAUACACAUAUGGGGGGAGGGACAGAUACACAUAUGACCCCAAUAGUGCCAGAUACACGUUGCCCUACAGUGCCAUAUAUACAUUGCCCCACAGUGCCAGAUACCCAUUGCCUCACAGUGCCAGAUACACAUUGCCCCACAGUGCCAGAUAGCCAUUGCCUCACAGUGCCAGAUACACAUUGCCCCACAGUGCCAGAUACACAAAUGCCCCCAGAGUGCCAGAUACCCAUUGCCUCACAGUGCCAGAUACACAUUGCCCCACAGUGCCAGAUAAACAAAUGCCUCCACAGUAUCAGAUAGACAUUGCCUCCCAGUGCAAGAUACACAAAUGCCCCCACAGUGCCAGAUAUGCCCCCAGUGCCAGAUAGAGAAAUGCCCCCAGUGCCAAGGUACACCGAAGGCGCGCACGCUAAAAAUGGGUGUGGCCAAAUGCCACAUGGGGCGUGAGCAAUGAAAAUGGGGGCGUGAUACACAUAUGGGGGGAGGGACAGAUACACAUAUGACCCCAAUAGUGCCAGAUACACGUUGCCCCACAGUGCCAGAUAUACAUUGCCCCACAGUGCCAGAUACCCAUUGCCUCAUAGUGCCAGAUACACAUUGCCCCACAGUGCCAGAUACACAUUGCCCCACAGUGCCAGAUAGCCAUUGCCUCACAGUGCCAGAUACACAUUGCCCCACAGUGCCAGAUACACAAAUGCCCCCAGAGUGCCAGAUACCCAUUGCGUCACAGUGCCAGAGUGCCAGAUACACAUUGCCCCACAGUGCCAGAUACACAAAUGCCCCCACAGUGUCAGAUAGACAUUGCCCCACAGUGCAAGAUACACAAAUGCCCCCACAGUGCCAGAUAUGCCCCCAGUGCCAAAUAUGCCCCCAGUGCCAGGUACACACAUCCCCCAGUGCCAGCUAUGCCCCCAGUGCCAGGUACACAUGUCCCCCCAGUACCAGAUAUGCCCCCAGUGCCAGAUAUGCUCCCAGUGCCAGGUACACAUGUCCCCGCAGUGCCAGAUAUGGCCACAGUGCCAGAUACACAUGUCCCCCCCAGUGCCAGAUAUGCCCCCAGUGCCAGGUACAUACGUCCCCCCAGUGCCAGAUAUGCCCCAAGUGCCAGGUACACACAUCCCCCCAGUGCCAGAUAUGUCCCCAGUGCCAAAUAUGCCCCCAGUGCCAGGUACACACGUCCCCCAGUGCCAGCUAUGCCCCCAGUUCCAGGUACACAUGUCCCCCCAGUACCAGAUAUGCCCCCAGUGCCAGAUAUGCUCCCAGUGCCAGGUACACAUGUCCCCCCAGUGCCAGAUAUGCCCCCAGUGCCAGAUAUGCCCCCAGUGCCAGGUACACAUGUGUCCCUAGUGCCAGCUAUGCCCCAGUGCCAGGUACACAUGUCCCCCCAGUGCCAGAUAUGCCCCCAGUGCCAGGUACACAUGUCCCCCCAGUGCCAGAUAUGCCCCCAGUGCCAGGUAUACAUGCCCCCCAGUGCCAGAUAUGCCUCAAGUGCCAGGUAUACAUGUCUCCCCAGUGCCAGAUAUGCCUCAAGUGCCAGGUACACAUGCUCCCCCAGUGCCAGAUAUGCCCCCGGUGCCAGAUAUGCUCCCAGUGCCAGAUAUGCCCCCAGUGCCAGGUACACAUGUACCCCCUCUCCCCUCCCCUCCUGCUCACCACUGCUGCUCCUCUCCUGUGUGUGUCUCAGUGUCUGUGUGAGGGGAGGAGAGCACUGCCUGCGCCUCUCCUUCCCCUCAGUCUGCGGCGGGUGCAGGAGUCUCAGUUCAAUUCAGCGCCGAUCCGUGAGCCAAUCAAAGCUCGCGGUCCGCUGCCGGUCCGCGAGCUCUGAUUGGCUCACCGGCGGCACUGAAUUGAGCAAAGACACAGAGGGGCAGGAGAGGCGCAGGCUGCGCUCUCCUACCCUCACAUCGGUAGCGGUGAGCAGCAGAUGGAGGGAGGGAGGGACGGGGAGCGGCGGCCCGUCGGUGUGGGUACGGCGUACCCACGGCUAAAUUCUUAAGGGUACGCCGUACCCACCCGUACCCACACACUUGCACCGCUGGUCAGUGUCAGGGACUGCGUCAAAAGAUACAGUUUCGUUGGAUAGUCUAAGCAACCAUAGUGCUGCUCCAAAGUCCGUUGGCACGACGGAUGUCCAAUCGAUGGUGGAUCUUUCUGUGCACAUCGGUGGAUUCAUGAGGCAGCAGGUGGGCAUCUCAAUAGGACACCUGUUGGCCGCAGCAUUACCACACAGACCCUGCAGCUACUGCCACUACGUCCACCUGUGACCUGAACCACAACUUAAUAAGCAAUGUGCACUUAUUCAAAUGAAGACAUAAUUAUGUAAGUAGCUACAUAAAGAAAAGUCAUAGUUAUAGAAAGCAGCUAGAUGAGCAAAGUUGGUAUCACAAAGCCUUUUAAAACACUUUGGACCUUAUUCAGAGAUGAACGCAGAUCACUGCAUACGCAGCCAGAUCUGCAUUCAUCUCCUCACAUGCUGGGGGCCGCCCAGCUUAGGGCAAGACCGACCAGCAUGCGAGAGGCCUCCUCCCAAUGCGUCUGCAAUUACAUUGCGGACACUUUGGAACUAAGGUUGACCCCUGGAAGCGCAGCCUCUACCAUUUUUUUUCUAGAGCAGCUGCAUGUGACGUCACGCAGCCCCCCUGUAAAUGGUCCCGCCCCACCCCGAUGUGCAUGUGCAAACCACCUGGUUGCAGCGUGUGAACACGCGGCAGCGUUCAGGUCUGAAUAUCCAGCUUUCUUUUUACAGCCAUAAAAAUAAAUUUGGUUUUGAGAAAUCGUUUUACAAACAAAUUACAUACAUUUUAGAUCCUGUUUUAGAACCACAGUUUAAUAAAGUGUCUAUAAUUACAGUGAGUGUAUGCAAAUGCAAAAUGCUUAUGCUGCAAAUAAACCUGGGUGUAAAAUGUUUCCUUUGUUUAAAUGUACAGGUAGCAGUGUGACAUGUGAGACCCCAUCCUUGGUUGUCCUAUUUUGCCCCAGCAAUUUGAAAAUCAGAUUAAAAACAUAAUCUUGGAUGUA
Pseudophryne corroboree (corroboree frog) is the source of this 5819-nucleotide messenger RNA. It is a transcript of the gene SYTL1, whose product is annotated as synaptotagmin like 1. The record is from RefSeq and is a predicted model, not a curated record. Gene Ontology annotation, cellular component: plasma membrane; exocytic vesicle. Gene Ontology annotation, molecular function: neurexin family protein binding; small GTPase binding. Gene Ontology annotation, biological process: intracellular protein transport; exocytosis. The transcript is spliced from 15 exons. NCBI's taxonomy places the organism in Eukaryota, Metazoa, Chordata, Amphibia, Anura, Myobatrachidae. Bases 176 to 1759 code for a protein of 527 amino acids.